AUGUCCAACGUCAACGUACUGUCUAAUCUGGGUGGGUUAAUUUUCAACGAAGUCGUCACCAAAGAUCUUAAAAGGCAGUGCAGCAAGCCUCUGCUGAAUUCCACGAAGAAGGAAGGCAAUUGGUUCUCUAGUGGUGGGGAGGACUUUGACUGUACGUACAAGGCCCAGGAGCCGAAGCCUCUGACCAUCAGCUGCUUCAAGAUGUCCGAGAGGAGUGGACGAGUUAAGUUAGUCGAUACGUCUAACGCUCGUAAUACGCUACCUAGUGAGACUCCGAUCCUACUUCUAUGA
This is a messenger RNA of Perkinsus marinus ATCC 50983, 291 nucleotides long. RefSeq lists its product as hypothetical. The transcript is spliced from 2 exons. NCBI's taxonomy places the organism in Eukaryota, Perkinsozoa, Perkinsida, Perkinsidae. Bases 1 to 291 code for a protein of 96 amino acids. The record is from RefSeq and is a predicted model, not a curated record.